Molecule: messenger RNA, 1287 nt
Organism: Trypanosoma cruzi
Lineage: Eukaryota; Euglenozoa; Kinetoplastea; Trypanosomatida; Trypanosomatidae
Product: CAAX prenyl protease 1, putative
Exons: 1
Coding region: 1-1287 (428 amino acids)
Biological process (GO): CAAX-box protein processing
Cellular component (GO): endoplasmic reticulum membrane
Molecular function (GO): metalloendopeptidase activity
Source: RefSeq, a predicted model, not a curated record
AUGUACCUUGCGGGGCGCCCCUCGUUUUAUGCUUCGGCUUUGAUUGGAACAAAUGCGGUCGCAGGGUGGGAAUUGUACCUCCAGUACCGCCAGUGGAGAUCAUUUUUCCGCGAGGAACUUCCGGAGUCGCAUGCGGGCAUUGUGGAGGACGAGGAAUUUCAAAAAAGUCAGGCGUACGGUAGAGAUAAAGGGGCGUUCGCCAUUUGCUGCGAUGUCCGGGAUCUCAUUCUGGGUAAUGUGGCGAUUCUGAUAAGACUCUCCGCCAGGACGUUCGAUUGGGUGGCAAAAUUGCUUCCUGUGGCGGCAGGCUCAUUCACACACUGCUUCGCCCUGACGGCGGCCACGGAUGUCGCGUCAACCCUGAUGUCGCUUCCCUUUGAUUACUACAAGACGUUUGUUAUUGAAGAAAAACACGGAUUCAAUAAGACGUCCCGAAAGGAGUUUUUCAAAGAUGCGGCAAAAGGAUUGUGUCUUCGCGUAUUUCUCUUACAUCCCCUCACCACGGGGUUGAUUCUUCAGGUCGUUUGGAGAUUUGGGGACCGGUUUCCUCUCUAUUUAUUUCUCGGGGCCACAGGUCUGGCGAUGGCCUUCACGUUUCUCUAUCCGACUCUUAUCCAGCCCCUCUUUAACACGUAUACGCCCAUAUCCGAAGACUCGGCAUUGUACAAGAAGAUUUCCAUUCUUGCCAAGUCGCACCAAUUUCCACUGGAGAAGCUAUAUCAGGUCGAUGGUUCACGUCGUUCCAGUCAUAGUAAUGCCUACGUGUAUGGAUUUUGGAAAAGCAAACGGAUUGUCCUGUACGACACCCUCAUUGAACAGAUGGAAGGGGAUGACGACCUCAUCUUAUCCCUUCUGUGCCAUGAAUUGGGGCAUUGGAAGCAUUCACACACCAUCAUCCUUCUCGGCAUUGGUAUUGCCCAGCUAUUUUGCAUUUCAUUUGGAGCAAAGGCGGUUAUAUUUAACCCCGAGAUUUAUGAGGAAUUUGGUUUCCGUCAAAUGAAUCCAUUUGUUGGAUUCACGCUGUUCCUCUCCGUCGUCGCGGAGCCGCUGCUCACACUUUUCGGUUAUGCUUUCUCGCUCCUGUCGCGCCAACUCGAGUUCCAGGCGGAUAAAUUCGCGGUUGAAUCAGGCUACGGCAUGUCACUGAGAAAGGGCCUCCUCAUCAUGCAAAAAACAAACAAGUCCGAGGUGUCCCCGGACAAUUUAUACGCCGCGAUGAAAUACACGCACCCGCCAAUUGCCGAACGCAUCGCCGCCAUCGAUGCCGAGAUAAAAAAGAGCGCGUGA